GAAGCAACCUCCAGGGUGCUUGCCGAACGCAUGUCUUGGCGUCAACCGCGACACCUCACCAUCCCGGCCUCAGCUCUCCCACCAACUUCUGCAAUUAUUGUGUCGUCUUUCUUGCCAUCUCCAGAAAUGCUGACACAGCUGAAGAUCAAUGUCGAAAUCGAUUGAGCUCGGGCGCGCAGUACUCAGCUCGCCUGCCACUAAUCACGAGCUGUGGCUCACAACAUUGAUCACCGUCUCAUCAACAGAGGACGCAACUUACCUACAGCAACUCACUUCACUCCAGUGCCUCGAUUUGUUGAUGUCCGGAAAUACUUGGGUCAAACGCGGGCAACAUAUGCACAUUGAAAUAAGACUCAACUUACGCGAGGACUCAUUACCUGACAAGCAACUGCAAGACCUCGCGGAUGCUGUCCUUCAUGCACCAGUUUGGGAUCAGCUGAUGUUGAAGCCAACCCAAAGAACAGAUACCGCUGUGGAUCCAGGGACGAUACGCUUGGAUGUCAACCACGCAUCCGUCAUGGGGAUGCAGGGAAAGAAGGAGCGUCACAGACUCUUCUUAGAUGUACCGGCAGCAGAUGUUCGACCGCCCGAGGGUAUUGCAGAGAUUUCACUCCACACGGUACGCCUCUGCAUGGACAUCCUCGAGACAAGCCCGCGCCGGAGGUCCACAACGAAGCGAUCGAAUUCACCUCGAAGCGAGCGAAGAGCAUCAGCUUUAGACGAAGAAGACUCUGAUACGCUUUUGCAUGAGAUGGCUUCCGAGGACUUACUGCAUGAUAUUGACACCGACCGCAGCCAAACCGCUGUGAGGGCACUUGCAUGUCGGAAACGAAAACGAUCAGCUACAGAGACCAUGGUGUCGACUCAGUCACACUCACCCGACAAGGCCAAAAAAUUGAAGCGACCACGCAAACGCCUGAUCGUUGAUUCCUCUAUGCAGCGCAAGUCACGUCCAGAUUUCACAUCAUCAGACCGGAUAAACGUCGCGAGCAUGGUUGAUGGGGCGAUGCGUCUGUCGAUUUGUGGCACAUUGAACAGGAAAUUAGUCGGAUGGAAGGCUAAAGCAAGCACUUUCCGUCUAGGCUUAGCAGACGUAGCUCCUGCGAUAUGGAGAACCGGGUAUUUGGUCGCUAUGUCUCAGCGAGCUUGUCUGAUCCCUACUAUUGCUCGUUCGCUUUCUCGAAUCGAUAGCGUAAACUCCAUGUCCAUCUCGCUUAGAGAUAAGAUGAAAAGACUGAGUCCGAUGGCGCAAGAAACCUCGUCAAGUCUCCCAAGCGACAAAUGGCCAAUCGUUGGAUGUGACGCUGCUGAGAACAACUUAGCCAUCGCAAGGCGUUUAUGGGUGAUAUCCCAGAGAAGCCUUCUGGACAAACCCGUGGUUUCAAUUCAGGCAUGUAUUAAUUCUUCUCAUCCGGACCAUCCGGUUUCGGACGAUAUGUUGGCAGAAGAGGAGCCACUCUGGCACUAUUCCCGACACACUACACCAGUCCAGGAUAAUCGUCCGCGUGAAUUGUGCAACGAUGUAUCACCACCGGCCGGAUAUGCUCAAAUGAACCAACAGCACGGGAGAUCUAUCGGCAGUCCCCAUCUGGAUAUCGAUGUUCGAGAAAGCGAGGAUGACCUACUCCUUGACUCAUAUCCUCAGAAUACCAUGGCAAAUACAUCCUGCUCCGCGGAUAGGCACUUUCAGACGCCUGAUAGUUUGGAUGACGAUCUCUUUUAACACUUCAUGUCUUCAACCAG
Messenger RNA from Alternaria alternata, 1743 nucleotides. RefSeq lists its product as hypothetical. The transcript has 3 exons. The record is from RefSeq and is a predicted model, not a curated record. The coding region runs from base 149 to 1723 and encodes 524 amino acids. NCBI's taxonomy places the organism in Eukaryota, Fungi, Ascomycota, Dothideomycetes, Pleosporales, Pleosporaceae.